Molecule: messenger RNA, 879 nt
Organism: Colletotrichum scovillei
Lineage: Eukaryota; Fungi; Ascomycota; Sordariomycetes; Glomerellales; Glomerellaceae
Exons: 2
Coding region: 1-879 (292 amino acids)
Source: RefSeq, a predicted model, not a curated record
AUGUCUGACUCUGCUUCGAACUCUGCUUCGGAUUCCGCUUCAGACUCGGCCUCUGACAGUGAAGGUCCUCAGUUGCCUUUCCGCAGCAGCCGCAGCGCUGCGAGACGCAGACGCAGAGCCCGUCAGAUGCAAGAACGGCGUCUCUAUGAAGCCGAUCUCCCCGACUAUGAUGAUGAUGAUUCUUAUGAUGACUCUGGAAGCGAGUCUUCUGCGCAGUGGGCUACGACCCUUUACGCUACUCCCGAGCAGCUGAGAAACCUGCCUCCUCUUCCUCUCAAUAACUCGAACUACGUGGCCAACGAUGCUUCUAUUUCUCACCCCGCCAACCCCGUCCCAGACUCUCCUGCCCUUACCGAGUCUGAUUCGGAAGAUUCUGAGAAUGACCUUGACAACGCUGUCUUCGAUGAUUCUGACAUUGAUGAGGCUGCUUCCGACAUCUCUGAGGAUAGUCUCGCCGACGUCGUCCCCGAUCCCAAUGUCCUCGAAGCAAUUGCUCCUGCGGAUUCUGAGCGAAACCCCGUCGUGAUCAAUAGCGCUCGCAUCAUCACUAGAAUGAGAGCCAGAAUUGCGGAGAAUCCUGGCACCGCCAUUCAAGAGCGCCGAAAUGCCAUUGAGACCAUCCGCGAGGUCUUUCCGUUGCGCCUACUGACUUAUGGCGGUGGCCUUUCCACUGCAUUCCAGCCCCUUGGCGUGUGGCAUGAAGGAAUCCUUCUUAGCGACAUCAGGGUCUCAUUGGCACUGGAGCUGGUUCACAACAGUCUGGUCGAGCGGUCUACUAGGCUCAGGGCCCUUCUAGAUCGAGCGCGACAACUCAGCGCCAAGGUCAGUGACGAGGAAUACAUCACUGCCGAGGAGUUCCUCACUGACGAAGAAGACUAG